This is a messenger RNA of Funneliformis mosseae, 225 nucleotides long. The record is from the annotation of a GenBank genome assembly. NCBI's taxonomy places the organism in Eukaryota, Fungi, Glomeromycota, Glomeromycetes, Glomerales, Glomeraceae.
AUGGUAACCAAUCAGAAAAAUGAGGGAAUUAGCAAGCCUGCCGGUAAUAAUAGACUCACGCCAGUACCGGGUGUUAUUUGGAUUAGAGGUCAGGUUCGAUAUUUGAAGUUAUGGAUACGACAGUUACCUGCUGAUUCGGGAGUAAGGAGUGAACCAUAUACUAGAUGCAGCCGUCAGGGUAGUGAAUUGUGUUGGUUGCGUCAAGAUACUACUAAAUUGAAAUAG